UCGUAAAUGCUUUCUUGUUGAAUCUCCGCACGUGCUGGCGCCUCAGAAAACAAGUUUAUUUUAAUUUAAUAUUAUUUAACUGUUUUUAACUGGAGUCACAACAUGAAGGACACUGAAAUCAAAGAAAACACACAGGAUGCGGAGCGCCAGAAGGAUAAGGACGACCAGGAGGAGCCGGCAGAUGCUAGCAGCGACGAAGAUGAAUACGAUGACAUAGAGGAUGAUGAUGACGAUGCCAUGGACGAAGGCGAAGAGCCUGCUACUUGUCUGUUCUGCGCCGAAAUCUUCCCGAAACUAGAGACCGCCAUCGAGCACCUGGAUGUCCGGCAUAAGGUGAACCUGUCGCAGCUUAAAGGCAAAUUUCAAAUGGACCAGUACUCCUUCAUCAAGCUGAUAAAUUUUAUAAGGGCUAACAAGACUAGCGCCGAGCAGGUGCUCUCUGCUGAGCAGGAGCUAUGGCAGGACGAGAAGUACCUUAAGCCGCAGGAGUAUGAGCCCUGGCUGUGUUAUGACUACGAAGCAUUGAAGACGGAUGCUGCUGAGGCCCAGCCGACGGUGGCCGAACUGCAGCAGCGCAUUGCCGAGCAAUCCCGGCUGCUGCAACAGGCCAACGAGGACAUGGAGCGCAUGCGCAACGACUACAAGGAGCUCCUGCAGAAGGUGCAUGGCGACAGCGAUUCCAAGGUUGCCAACAAUCCCGUGCCGCGCAACAAUCCCAACCUGGACAAGGAGUACUUCAACAGCUAUUCCCACUUUGGCAUCCACCAUGAGAUGCUGAGUGACAAAGUGCGGACCAGCACGUAUCGCUCGGCUCUGCUCCAAAACGAAGCAGUGGUCCGAGGCAAGACAGUGCUGGAUGUGGGCUGCGGCACGGGAAUCCUAUCCAUCUUUGCCUCGAAGGCGGGCGCCUCUCGCGUGGUUGGUAUAGACAACUCUGAAAUCGUCUACACGGCCAUGGACAUUGUCCGUAAGAACAAGGUCCAGAAUGUGGAGCUCAUCAAGGGUCGCCUAGAGGAUACUGAUUUGCCAGAGGCCAAGUACGACAUUAUCAUUUCCGAGUGGAUGGGCUACUUCCUCCUGUACGAGUCAAUGCUGGACAGCAUCAUUUAUGCCCGCGAGCACCACCUUAACCCGAACGGCAUCAUCCUGCCCAGCCGCUGCACCCUAAGCCUGUUGGGCUAUGGCAACGACACUCUCUACGCCGAACAGGUCGAGUUCUGGUCGGAUGUGUACGAUGUGAACAUGAGCGAUCUGCGUAAGCGCUCCAUCGAGGAGCCACUCAUGGAGGUGGUGGACGCACAGUUCACUCUAACGGAGCCCGAACAGAUUGCAAACUUUGACAUUAUGACCGUCGAUCUGAACUACCCCAACUUUAGUCACUCAUUUAGCUUGAAGGUCAUUAAAGAAGGUCGUCUGUCCGCCUUUGUUGGAUUCUUCGACACACUAUUUGAGCUGCCCUCCGCCGUUAUGUUCAGCACAUCACCCAAUGAGACACCCACCCACUGGAAGCAAACGGUUUUCUUCAUUGACCAGCCGCAGGAUGUUAAGGCGGGAGAUGUUAUCACUGGCAAAAUUACAUCGCGGCGGCACAAGGAGGACGUGAGGGCGCUAAGUGUGGACAUCGAAGUGUUUGGCAAGAAACACAAGUAUAUGGUGGUCUAAUAUGGGGAUUCCCGGGGAUCUUUCGCAUUUAAAACCAAGAGCCAGUCUCUGGGGUCUUUCAAAUCGUUUUUAAUUAAAGAUUCGUGGAUCGUACGCA
Molecule: messenger RNA, 1759 nt
Organism: Drosophila kikkawai
Lineage: Eukaryota; Metazoa; Arthropoda; Insecta; Diptera; Drosophilidae
Gene: Art3
Product: arginine methyltransferase 3
Biological process (GO): peptidyl-arginine methylation
Cellular component (GO): nucleus
Molecular function (GO): protein-arginine N-methyltransferase activity
Source: RefSeq, a predicted model, not a curated record